Molecule: messenger RNA, 4057 nt
Organism: Phragmites australis (common reed)
Lineage: Eukaryota; Viridiplantae; Streptophyta; Magnoliopsida; Poales; Poaceae
Product: putative disease resistance protein RGA1
Exons: 4
Coding region: 1202-3739 (845 amino acids)
Biological process (GO): defense response to other organism
Molecular function (GO): ADP binding
Source: RefSeq, a predicted model, not a curated record
CAUUGACUCUUGCAUAGAAAGAGGGCAUGUGGCUCAGUGGCAGCGUGGACGAAGGGGGAGUAGGAACUCCUUGCUCAAAUCCAUGGCGACCGGGCUAGUGUCGUCUCUCCUGUCGUCGCUGACCAAGCUGCUCGACCUCCUCCCGAGCCCGCCGGCGGUUUCUUGGCCUCCUCGCAGCUCCGGCGGGCGGUCCACCGUUUCCAAUGAUCUGCAGCGGCUGGAGCGGCUGCUGCGGCGGGUCCAAGCCACGCUCGACGACGCCGGGGAGCGAGAGCUCCGGGACAGCUCCGUCAAGUUGUGGAUCGAGGAGCUCACGGACUUGGCCCGCGACGCGGAGGACGUCCUCGACGACCACCGCUACGAGCUGCUGCGGCGUCGGGUCCAAGAACGCCAAGGCGCCGCCUUCGCCGCCUCCGCCUCUACCUCACGCAAGCGAAAGCACGAAGACGACGAGGAGGAGGAGGAUGGCGGCAUCAGUGAGAGAAUUGGGGAGAUCACGCGCCGGUUCGAGGAGAUCUCCAGAGAUCGAUCCGCCUUGCAGCUUGGACCCGGGGACGGGGAAAGAAUCGCAGGGAGGGACUUCCAAUGGGAAUCAAGAACGACUAGCCACCUUCUUGAUGAAUCCCUUGUUUUUGGUAGGUCCAACGAGAAAGAGAGCAUCAUAGAGUUAGUGUUGUCUUGCAGUCAUGGCACUGGAACUCAAGUUUUGCCAGUUGUUGGAAUGGGUGGCAUUGGCAAGACCACGGUAGCACAGAUGGUUUAUAACGAUAGCCGGGUCAAAGAACGUUUUGAUCUCAGGGGUUGGGUUCAUGUCUCCCAAACAUUUGAUUUACGCAGGCUAACGACUGCGAUCGCCGAGUCCUUGACCUGGAAACAAUGUGGAUACAAUGAAUUAAGCUCUGUUCAUCAUGUUCUGGAGGAAGAGACAGAUAAAAAGAGUGUGUUCCUGGUGCUGGAUGAUGUAUGGAAUGAACGGGAAAGUUGCUGGCAAGACUUGCUGUGUCCACUCAAGCUUGCUAAAACUGUGACAAUCCUAGUGACUACUAGGAGUAAAGAGGUAGCACGCCUUGUGCAGACAGUUGAUCCCUUUGCCCUUGGCUCACUGCCUAAAGAUUAUUGCUGGUUGUUGUUCUGACGCUAUGCUUUUGGAGACAGAAUCAUCAGAAUCAUCGAUGAAGAAUCCAGUUUGGUUCAAGUUGGUAUGAAAAUUAUGCAAAAAUGUGGUGGCUUACCAUUGGCAGUGAAGUCGAUAGGUUGCCUGUUACGGUCCAAAAUGGAUAUGCAGACUUGGAUGGAAAUAUCGGAAAGUGAGUUCUGGGAGUAUUCAGAUGAUAAUGAAGAGGUCUUCUCUGCUCUCAGAUUGAGCUUUUAUCGACUGCCAGCAAAACUCAAACCUUGUUUCUUGAUGUGCACUUCGUAUCCCAAAGGUCAGCCGUUUACCAAGGAUGACAUGAUUCACUUGUGGAUUGCUCAAGGUUACAUCCACCCUAAAACAUGUGAAACACCAGAGAAAGUCGCUGGUGAGUACUUUGAUGAAUUGAAUGAAAGAUCGCUGAUUGAAAUAGAUUUGGACCUCUCUAAUGAUUGCCAGUACUUGGAAAGGAGACCGUUAGGUGAAAUUUCUUCUGAGCAGCUCUUCAACACUGACCAGAACUUUUACGAGUCGCAUGUAAGAUCAUUGGUUGAAACUUUUCAUGAAAGAAAAACUGAGGGUUCUUCAGAUCAAUCGCUUUGGUCAUUUCAAGGAUUUAAGUUGCAUGAUAUGGUUUGGGAUGUUGCAAAAUCUCUGUCGAGUCAUGUGCUUUCUGUAACAGCUGAUGAUGAAGGUAGUCUUAACGUGUCAAAUAAAGUUCAACACCUAUUUCUUCGGUUAGGUAGGAGCAGAUACAGACAUGAUAUUCUAAAAUCUUUACCUCGGAAGGUAACCGGUCCGUUGAGGUACCAUGAAAUGACACAAGAUUCAUUGAUUCAUAAUGAUCUAAUGAUUGAGUUGCUUCGUUGUAUGGAGAAUCUAAGGAUAAAAUCGAGUCAAGAAUAUUGCCUAGCUAAAGAACAUAGUCACUUUCUUACUGUGCAAAAUCGAGUUUCCCAGUUGCGCAAAAUGAAUUAUUUACGAACCUUGGUGUUAGAAUAUUGGGAUUAUGCGUUCCCUAUUGAUAUACACAGGUUUGCGUACCUGAGGGCUCUUGUACUAGAUUCAUGUAAUGAUAGAGGCUGCAUAUCUGCUAUCCAGAAUCUGAAGCACUUGCGCUACCUCCAUGUAACAAAUUGUUACCCAAUGAUCUGCGAGAAUCUGGAGCACUUGACAGAGUCAGGAUGUCAUCUUUACAGCCUAGAAAAAUUGAUCAUAUCCACUUGUUGCCUAGAAUUCUCGAUGAAAUCUUGCAAUCUUUUGAGUCUUAGAUAUCUCCAUCUCUCCGGCCAAUUCAAUGAUCGGUCACUGCAUUCAUUUUGUCAUCUUUAUAACUUGGACACACUGUGCUUGCAGAACUGCGGUAACAUUACAGGGCUUCCCUUAUUCAUAGGAAACUUAAUGAACUUGAGACGUCUUCAGCUUGCUCAAAUUUCAAAAAUCAGGAAGUUCGAUCAUGAUUCUUUCCGAUGUCAGAAUAAUAACAAUAAAUGCCAGCUAACAAAGGUAAUAUUUCCUGCCCUGGAGGAGUUAGAAUUUGAUGGUUUGUACGAUCUACAGGAUUGGUGUGGCGUGCAGGAUUCAGAUUGCCCAAAGAUGCAGAGCAUCACUAUAAGAAACUGCUGCAAACUUAGAAGAAUACCAUAUUUUGGUUAUGUCAGAAAGCUAACAAUAAGCAAGUUAACACUCACAGAUCUCCAGCUUUGGGUCUCUAAUAAUGAACCGUCUCGGCUGCAGACUCUUGAUAUCAGAGAUUGUAAGAAUCUGACUUCCUUGAUUGGGCUGAAAUAUCUUUGUUCUCUUGGGACCUUAAAUAUUGCCCGCUGUCCUGAACUCACUGUCUUUGGUAAAGAGAAGCUGCCAUAUAAGCCUCAGCAUGUCUUCAUUGAUGAUUGCCUUCUACUGAAGGGGUGGUGUGAUGAACAAGAGCUUUACUAUCAGGCCCCUGAAAUGGUGAAGAUUUCUGAUGUAAAGAGGGCAAAUGAGCUUGGCAUUGCUUAUUUCCAAUCCUUUAAACACCUCUCUCUUGAUGUUUGCCCUGAGAAGGGGCCAGAAUUGAUUUUGACACCAAAUAAUUGGUUAGCAUCUGAUCUGCGGCUCUUAAGGUUUGAAAGUUCCUGUGGUGUUUCAUCCUUCCAUAGAGGUCUUUCUACACUUCGCAGACUGGAGAUCAGGGGAUGCCCAAAGCUUGUAGCACUGAUGGGUUUGGAAGAACUGAACGUCCUCCACAGCUUGGUUAUAGAGGACUGCCCCUUACUUUAUAUGUUACCUGAAAUGAAGCUUCCGCCACGAUUGUCGUCUUUAAUGGUUCAAGGGUGCCAUAAGCUUCUAUCUUUGCACUUAAACAUAUCUGAGCCUUCAGUGCUCACUGAACUUGAGGUAUCUGAUUGCCAAGGACUCGUGCACAUUGAAGGUUUGAGAUAUUUGAGCAAUCUUGAAAGUUUAGUGCUACUUCAUUGCCCUCUACUCGAGCUCCAGGAAUUGCUCCCAGGCGUUCCUGAAUCUGUCGCUGUUUUCCUCUGUCCGAAAUUGAAGAAGUGGUGUGAGAUCCAAAGCAUUGAAUACCAGGAAAGCGUGCCCGACUCGUCGUAUGAAACGGAUGCUUGAUUACGUGGGAGACCAUGAAGCUGGUGAAAGAAGCUCGAGAGGUGCUUGUUGGUAAUGGAUGCUGGAUCCCGUGAGGAUAUAUUUUGAAAAAUGCGCAUUAGCUGCUCCUGGGUGUGUUCUCGUGUGGAUGAUAAAACGACUAGCUGCUACUUAUUUCAGAGUGAAGAACUGGAUCUUGAUAGAGACAAAUGCGUGAUUGCUGGCUGUCCUUAUGUAGGAGUAAGAUUUUGGACCUUCGUAUGGCUAGCUUAAUAGUAGUUUAAAGCUUGGAAAAAAUUACUUGGUUUCCAAAUUGCUUAUAUUUGUGAGUACUGUAAA